Molecule: messenger RNA, 2130 nt
Organism: Hordeum vulgare subsp. vulgare (domesticated barley)
Lineage: Eukaryota; Viridiplantae; Streptophyta; Magnoliopsida; Poales; Poaceae
Product: putative F-box/FBD/LRR-repeat protein At4g00315
Exons: 3
Coding region: 473-1927 (484 amino acids)
Molecular function (GO): protein binding
Source: RefSeq, a predicted model, not a curated record
UAUCCCUUCGGCAACCCUCCCUGGGCCCUCUCCACCGGCGUCCACCACCACUCUACCCCGCUGCCACCCCCUUCGUCGUCCGCCGCCGGCAACCACGUCUCUCCUCCGCGGCCAUCCCUGCGACCACCCCGCCCCCGGCCCUGCCGUCCGCAGCCGGCCACCACCACUCUCCUCCGCCGCCGGCCACCAACUCUGCUGCCUGUGUUGUCAUGCCUGGCGGCGUUUGGGGGAAGUAAUCUCACGGGAGACGGGGGCGGGAGAAGAGUUGAUUUCCGUGUGCAAUCGGGGAAGAGAGGAGUAAUUUUAAUUCGGAGUCCGUCUGUUGAGAGGGUUGUAAUCAGGAUUCCCUCUCCCCUCCUCCUCCUCCCUUCCGCAGGAGUGAUUCGAAUUAGGCCAGCUCAGGCAUCCGCCGUUGUCACAGAUCCAAUUAGCACAUACGCCAAAACCGCUUGUUGAUCCAAUCCAAUCAGCCAUGAAGAACAAAAGCGGUCGUCGCAGACGCAAUCUAAACGCAACGCAAAAAGCAACUCGCAACGAAGCCGCUGCUAGCAACGCAAACGAAGACAGGCUCAGCAAGCUGCCCAAUGACCUUCUGCUCAACAUUCUGGAGAGGGUGGACACGCUCGAUGCUAUUAGGACCUGCAUCCUCUCCAGGCAAAUGCUGAAGCUCCCCACCAUGCUCUCACGCCUCUACCUAACUUUCAGCCUCAAGGGAGUGCUCCGAACCAACCAUGCUGUGGCUUAUGUAACUGAUAACAUCUUGAGCACAAGGAGCCCGGAGGUUACCAUCAGCGAACUCAAAAUUAGAUUUCUCUUGUUGCCCAAUGACUCUCUAAUCAUUGGCAGAUCUGUUGCCCGUGCCAUGGCAACCCAGAAGGUUGCCGCAGCUGAGUUUGAGAUUGUAACGAAGAAGCGUUAUAGCCUCUGCUCUUCUGCUGACCUCCUCCAGUUUGGGAAGCAGUUCAAUGAUUUAUUUGGUGCUUGUCCGCAUGCGUUUGCUGGCCUUACGAGCCUGUGGCUGCAAAAUAUGAGGUUUGGUGAACUGGACAUUCCCAACAUCCUCAGCACUUGCAAGCUCUUGGAGUAUUUGCGUUUAUCCCAUUGCGACUCAGGGGUCCAUGCUGUGCUGCAAGUAGAACACGAUCAACUUGUUGAGCUCGAGGUCGACCAGGGGAAAUUUGAGAGAGUUGAACUGAUAUGUCUACCAAAACUCCAACGGAUGACCUAUGAUAAUUGGUUCUCUUCUCAGGAUCCAUUGUAUUUUGGUUUUGUACCACAGCUUUCAAAGCUGAGCCUUAUCAAAACUCGCAUCCGUUCGGACAAGACUCUCGAGUUAAGUCAGCUCCUUGCUAAUGUUCCUUCCAUAGACUAUCUGCGUCUGGAUUUUCGAAGUGAAAAGAUUUGGAUUCUGCCAGAAUGCCCAAAACUGCUCAAGCCUGUGCUCAACAAACUACAGCAUGUGAAUCUGGACCAUCUUCCUGAAGGAUGUGAUUUAGCUUGGACAAUGUUUAUUCUUGAAGCUGCACCCUCCCUGAAAGAGCUGUGCAUCACAGUGUGGGAUCAUUGGUGCAUAAUGAUAACAAACAAAGAGUUGCGGAAGAAAUAUUGUUUCUGCGAAAAGGCAGACGUGAAGUGGAAGCCAUAUGCCCCUGAUUUCAAGCACAAGAAUCUGGCUAAGCUCACCAUCUACGGGUUCCAACCUGACGACAAUUUUAUGCGAUACAUCAGGUGUGUCGCGGAACAUGCAGUUAAUAUAACAGAGAUAUCCCUGUAUGACAGGAAGGUGUGUGGGCGUUGUGGCGACUUGGAUCCUGAGAUCAAGGACAGUGUAUGUCCAUCAAGAUAUCCACCGACAGCCGAGGAGCGGAAGCAGAUAACAGAGGAGUUGGGUUUGUCUUUUGUUGAUGUGGUUCACUUCCGGUCCUAAUUGAAAAAAUGUAGCAGUUUCUAAGUCAUCUGUAAUAUCAUCUUCAUAACUGGAAGGAGUUCAUGAAACUCCAUAAUUCAGUAGUUCUUAUGCUUGUACUCUUGCUUUCCUUUCAAUUGAAGCUUUUGCACUAUUGGGAAGUAUUCUGUGUUUGUGAUGCAUGGAAAUAAUAAUUGUGAACUAUUGUAAACAAGUUGACAUCA